Molecule: messenger RNA, 1414 nt
Organism: Sapajus apella (tufted capuchin)
Lineage: Eukaryota; Metazoa; Chordata; Mammalia; Primates; Cebidae
Gene: TBPL1
Product: TATA-box binding protein like 1
Exons: 8
Coding region: 393-953 (186 amino acids)
Biological process (GO): DNA-templated transcription initiation
Molecular function (GO): general transcription initiation factor activity; DNA binding
Source: RefSeq, a predicted model, not a curated record
GCGCGCUGUCUCUAUGCUCCUCCGCGUCUGGUCUAUUUAUUGUCGCGGGAAAGCAGCGGCCGCCUCGCACCCGGAACAACAAAGCCGGGAAGACGGAGUCCGAGCCUCGGGGGCUCCUAGCAACGGGCCGGGGCGGGAGUUCCAUGGAGACUGGGGAGCGCGCCCGUCUCAUCCUCAUCCUUGUCCUCCAGCUUCUCCUUCGCAUCCGACGCAACCGGCAGCAGCGCUGCCGCCGCGUCCUCUGCCGCCGCUCCCUCUUCCCACGAAGUAGCUAAAAUUGCUGCUCUGCUCCAGUAAUUCAAGUGGCUCAAGAAUGACUUCGUAGGAUUGCAGAAUUAUUUGUUUAUGGAUGUGAUCUUCGUGGUGAAAAGCUAAAUUUUUAAGCCACCCCAAUGGAUGCAGACAGUGACGUUGCAUUGGACAUUCUAAUUACAAAUGUAGUCUGUGUUUUUAGAACAAGAUGCCAUUUGAACUUAAGGAAGAUUGCUUUGGAAGGAGCAAAUGUAAUUUAUAAACGUGAUGUUGGAAAAGUAUUAAUGAAGCUUAGAAAACCUAGAAUUACAGCUACAAUUUGGUCCUCAGGAAAAAUUAUUUGCACUGGAGCAACAAGUGAAGAAGAAGCUAAAUUUGGUGCCAGACGUUUAGCCCGCAGUCUGCAGAAACUAGGUUUUCAGGUAAUAUUUACAGAUUUUAAGGUUGUUAACGUUUUGGCAGUGUGUAACAUGCCAUUUGAAAUCCGUUUGCCAGAAUUCACAAAGAACAAUAGACCUCAUGCCAGUUACGAACCUGAACUUCAUCCUGCUGUGUGCUAUCGGAUAAAGUCUCUAAGAGCUACAUUACAGAUUUUUUCGACAGGAAGUAUCACGGUAACAGGGCCCAACGUAAAGGCUGUUGCUACUGCCGUGGAACAGAUUUACCCAUUUGUGUUUGAAAGCAGGAAAGAAAUUUUAUAAGUCACCACUUAAUUGGUUAGAAUCUCUAACUGAGCACCUUUUAAAACCUGCUGCACAUUGGACUCAAAAGGAAAACUGGACCAACAGUAAUUGAGGAAAUAGACUCUUUUAUUCAUUCACGGCUACAGUGUAAGCUCCAGUCCCUUUGGAUUUUAUUCCAAACCUUGCUGUAAUAUAAAAGGAAGUUUACAAGACAUGACAUUGCUGCUUUUACAAAAGGACAUUCUAUUUAUUUUCGCAGUAAUUCUCAUGUCCCCAUAAGCAGAGCUGUCACAGUGUGCACUACCUUAGAUUGUUUUAUUGUUGUCAUUGUUAUUUUUUUUCCAUUUUGAGCUAAUGUGUUUUAUUUGUGAAUAGUCUUUUACAUUUUUGUAUGCUGAAUAUGGGCACCAAAGAACCUGUAAAAGUUAUCUUUUUCAAUUGAAUGUGCACAAAUAAAAGUUUGGAAAAAUCUCUCUUCA